AUGCACAUCAAGCAGGUGUCCAUGUCGGGCUUCCGCAGCUUCCGGUCGCAGCCCGAGAUCGAGUCUUUCAGCCCCCGGCACAAUGUCAUCGUCGGUAGGAACGGGUCGGGCAAGUCCAACUUCUUCGAUGCUAUCCAGUUCGCGUUGCUCAACCAGAGGUUCUCGAACCUACGGCAGGAGGAGAGGCAGCUGCUGCUGCACGAGGGAGCCGGGGCGAAGCUCAUGAGCGCCUACGUCGAGAUCGUCUUCGACAACUCUGACGGCCGUUUAGCACAGGACGGCGACGAAGUGGUGUUGCGGCGCAACAUCGGGAUGAAGAAGGACGAGUUCUUCCUCAACCUCAAGCGCGUGACGAAGCAGGAGGUGGGUGGGAAGGAGGAGGAGUUUGACAGAGGGGUUAUCGGUGCGCUCAAGGUGUCAAGUCUCCUGGAAAGCGCAGGGUUUUCAAAGGCGAACCCGUACUACAUCGUGCAGCAGGGCAAGGUGUCGGCACUGACGCUAAUGAAGGAUGCCGAGAGACUUAACCUGCUCAAGGAGGUCGCGGGCACGAAGGUGUACGAGGAGCGCAGGCAGGAAUCCCUCAAGAUUAUGGACGAGCUCAACAACAAGUUCGAAAAGAUCCAGGAGGUCAUCAGCUUCAUCGAGGAACGUCUCGGGGAGCUCGAAGAAGAGAAGGAGGAGCUCGGCGCGUACCAGAAGCACGACAAGCAGAGGAGGGCCCUGGAGUUUGCCCUGUACGACAAGGAGCUUACCAAGGCGAGAGAGUCCCUCCAGGACAAAGACAGGGCCAUGGAAGAAACAGAGUACCGCAUCCGGGAGUUGCAGGAGAGGCUCCAACACGCGCGCUCGCAAGCGGGGUGA
Ectocarpus sp. CCAP 1310/34 is the source of this 861-nucleotide messenger RNA. NCBI's taxonomy places the organism in Eukaryota, Phaeophyceae, Ectocarpales, Ectocarpaceae. The record is from the annotation of a GenBank genome assembly.